This is a messenger RNA of Lodderomyces jiufengensis, 840 nucleotides long. RefSeq lists its product as uncharacterized. Bases 1 to 840 code for a protein of 279 amino acids. The transcript has a single exon. Lineage: Eukaryota; Fungi; Ascomycota; Pichiomycetes; Serinales; Debaryomycetaceae. The record is from RefSeq and is a predicted model, not a curated record.
AUGUCAAAUUCAAUAAUUGAGUUACUAAGAAUAAGUGUAACUAAUUUGCUCAAUCAAUUAAAAUCAAUAAUUCUAAUACCUAUUUAUAAUUAUCAAAAUUUCAAAAAUCAACAAUUAUUAUUAAAUGGAAUAACAAAUUCACCAAAAUUGAUUGAAUCACCACUACCAAUAAAUAAUACAAGUAUAUUAACAGAAAAUACCGAGUUUUUAAUAACAUCAACUACAAAUGCUGAAAAUAACUUAUUUGUGAAUACAUUAUUGAUAUUAUUCAUCUUCAUCAUGUUUUCAAUAGUAUUAUAUUCGAUAUUAUACAAUACAAAAUUUGAAAUUAAUGAAAAUUUACUAGAAAUAGAUGAAAUUAAAGAAAUACCAAUCCCAAAAUUUCCAAUAACUACAUCAGACGUACAACCUCAACAAUUAACUUUUGAUAAUAUCAGUAAAUUUUCACCCAUGAAAUCAUCAUCAUCACCAAGAGAUAAUCUACAACGAACUUAUUCAAAUACAAGUUCAUUAAAUUCAUACAAAUCAAAUUCAACUUUCAUAGAAUCUUCAUCAUCUUCAAACAAAUUUAAUUUUGAUAAUUCUGGUUUUUCACCUUCGGAAAGAUUAAUUAAUUUUAGUAGAAGUUUAUCUUACAAAAAUAAUUUAAAUUCAAAUUCAAAUGAAAAUUUCAAAGAUGAUGAUGAUAUAGUUGAUGAAGAAAUAACUGAAAAAUCAAUCGAUAAUUAUUCCAAUGGUGGUGAUACUAAAAAUGAUUUUGCUCAAGAUGAUUUUAUAAAUGAUAAAUUUCACAAAGAAUCAAUAAAAUUAUACCCACCUGAGAAGUACCAAGAGUAUUAG